AUUUGUGAUCAUUCGUCGGGAGAAGCUUAUCCAGGAACAUAUGGCAAAGCUUAGAACUAAUGUCCGACCUAUAGAUGUGGAUGCAGAAUGUCUGCGUUGGACACCUGUUAUAGUUUCCAACUCAGUUGUCUCUGAAGAUGAAGAGGAGGAGACAGAGGAUGGGGAAAAUGAAGAGCAACAACAGCAGAAUGAAAAGGAUCCAGAGGCCAGUAUGGUAAAAUCUGUGUCAUGGGAAAAGAAAGAGCAAGAGCCAUACUCACCUCCAGAGAGUGAAAAAAAGCCAGACAUUGUUGCUCCAGCCAAUUCUGCACGGCCAAACAAGCACAUUUUUCCCCUGGAUAGUCUUCCUGCAAACAGUCAGCCAUCACGAAGAGGUCGAUGGAACCGCAAGGGCAAAAAACUUCGGGAGCCCUUUUGUGAGAAGGAGUCGAUACUGGCCAUCGAGGACAAAACAGCAGUUCCCAGUGGGCGAUGCAGUGAAUGUGAGGAGAAAUCAGCCGCCUCCCGAGGCCGGUGCAGUGACUGUGAGGAGAAGUCAGCAGCCUUGCAAGGAAGAUGCGGUGAAUGUGAGGAGAAGUCUCCAGCCUCAAGAGGCCGGUAUGCUGAAGAUGAGGAAAAAUCUGCCGUUCCCCAGGGACAGUAUGGCAAAGGUGAAAAAUGUGCAAUUCCCCGUCGGCGGUACAGCGAAGGUAUGGAAAAGUGGAGAGGACAGUUGAAAAAGAACACAGAGCCACUGAAGUGUAGAUUCCCAGAGGACUGCGACCGAUUGCCUCGCCGCUACAGUGAUAGCGAUAGGGCACUUCUGAGGUGUUUUAGUGAGAGUAGUGAAGAGGAAGAUGAUGAGCCGCUGAGUCCUCGAUCAAGCUCUCCACCUGUUCUCACCAAGCCAACAUUAAAACGAAAGAAACCAAUUCUUCACCGGAAGAGGCGAGUCCGCAAGCGUAAGCACCACAACAGCAGUGUUGUCACUGAAACAAUCUCAGAGACUACGGAAGUGCUGGAUGAACCAUUUGAGGACUCAGACUCUGAGCGACCAAUGCCACGAUUAGAGCCUACAUUUGAGAUUGAAGAGGAGGAAGAGGAGGAGGAGGACGAAGAGGAGGAGAAUGAACUUUUGCCCAGUGGAUACUUUCGGCACUUAGCCCCACCAGACACACUCAGGCAUAGACCCUCUUCUAAGAGGAAGUCCAAAGAUGAGGAGGAGUCUGAUGACAAUAAUGGUAACCCAACUUUGAAACCAUUAUCUAUGCUGAGAAAAUGUGAAGCAAAGGAUUCUUCACUUGAGCCAGAUACUUCUACACCCAUGAAAAAGAAGAAGGGAUGGCCAAAAGGGAAAAGCCGAAAACCAGUCCACUGGAAGAAAAGACCUGGUCGAAAACCAGGUUUCAAACUGAACCGAGAAAAGGUGACACCAUCAGUUCAGGAUGAAGAAGUUGAUGCAGCGGUAGCUAAUUCAAAACCGGGGCGUAAGCCCAAAAUUUCAGAUAAAGAAGAAAGUGUCGAGCAGAAAGAAGCACUGCCUCUUAUUGAGGAAAGGAAAGAGAAAGAUGUGAAUAUGGAAGCAGAAGAGGUAGGAGAGGGAGAAGAGGAAGAUAUAGCCAGCAGUGAAGUAAGAGCAGUUUCUCCUGUGGACAGCAACAGCAGUCCAGUGCCAGAAGUGAAAGAGCCUGAGAUAGAAGAGGAGGUAGAGGAGAAGCCACGGGUUCUAGAAGAGCAAAGGCAUUCAGAAGAAGAACAGCAAGAACUAGAUGAAACUGAGCAUGACCAUGAGGAAGAAGAGGAAGUUGCAGUAGUGACAAAUCAAAAUGAAGAUCAUGAUGCUGAUGACGAAGAUGAUGGUCAUCUGGAGUCUGUGAAGAAAAAGGAAUUGGAGGAACAGCCUGUUAGAGAAGGGGUGAAGGAGGAGCCUCAGGUGCAAGAGUGUUUUUUAGAAACAAGUAUACCCAGCAGUAGAGAAGAUGCAAAAGAAAAAGAUGAAGCAGAGGCAGAUUCUGAGGAAGAGCAGGCUUCCCAUGAGACAUCGGUGGGCUCAGAGCACGUCCCUGGGUCUGAAGAUGAUCACGAAGAAGAGCAAAAUAAUAAAGAAGGGUUAAUUGAAUUAAAGGAAGAGGAAGAGAUUCCUCAUAGUGAACUAGAUCUUGAAACUGUUCAAGCAGUCCAGUCCUUGACACAGGAGGAAAGCAAUGAGCAUGAUGUAGCUUACCAGGACUGUGAAGAAACUCUAGCAGCUUGUCAGACUUUGCAGAGUUACACUCAGACUGAGGAGGAUCCUCAGAUAUCAAUGGUUGAAGAUUGCCAGGCCUCAGAACAUAACAGUCCGAUAUCCUCUGUUCAGUCCCACCCCAGCCAGUCUGUACGGUCAGUCAGCAGCCCAAACGUGCCUGCUCUGGAGAGCGGUUACACCCAGAUAAGUCCUGAACAAGGAUCCCUGUCCGCACCCUCUAUGCAGAACAUGGAGACCAGCCCCAUGAUGGAUGUGCCUUCAGUAUCGGACCACUCUCAGCAGGUGGUGGAUAGUGGCUUCAGUGACCUUGGCAGCAUUGAGAGCACUACAGAGAAUUAUGAAAACCCCAGCAGCUAUGAUUCCACUAUGGGAGGCAGCAUUUGUGGAAAUAACUCUUCCCAGAGCAGCUGUUCAUAUGGAGGACUGUCCUCUUCCAGCAGCCUCACUCAGAACAGUUGUGUUGUCACUCAGCAAAUGGCAAACAUUGGCAGCAGUUGCAGCCUGAUGCAGCAAAACACUGUCCAGCCUGCAGCAAACUGCAAUAUCAAGUCACCUCAGAGCUGUGUAGUAGAAAGGCCUCCAAGUAACCAGCAACCAACAACACAGCCACAACAGCAACAGCCUCAGUCACAGCAGCCACAGCCCCCACCUCCACCCCAGCAGCAGCCUCCACUGUCUCAGUGUAGCAUGAACAACAGCUUCACCCCAGCACCUAUGAUCAUGGAAAUACCUGAAUCAGGAAGCACUGGUAACAUAAGUAUCUAUGAGAGGAUUCCAGGGGAUUUUGGUGCUGGGAGUUAUUCACAACCAUCAGCCACGUUCAGUUUAGCCAAGUUGCAGCAGCUGACAAACACCAUUAUGGACCCUCAUGCCAUGCCUUAUAGCCAUUCUCCUGCUGUGACGUCCUAUGCAACCAGCGUUUCUCUGUCCAACACAGGACUGGCACAGUUGGCUCCCUCCCACCCGUUAGCAGGCACACCACAAGCACAAGCCACUAUGACACCCCCACCAAACCUGGCGUCCACCACCAUGAACCUCACGUCACCUCUGCUUCAGUGUAAUAUGUCUGCUACCAAUAUUGGUAUUCCACAUACGCAGAGGCUGCAGGGGCAGAUGCCAGUCAAGGGGCACAUUUCCAUUCGCUCUAAAUCAGCACCGCUGCCCUCUGCAACUGCACACCAGCAGCAGCUCUAUGGCCGCAGCCCACCCGCAGUUGCCAUGCAGGCUGGUCCUCGCACGUUAGCUGUUCAACGGGGCAUGAACAUGGGAGUCAACCUAAUGCCAACCACCCCGUACAAUGUUAAUUCCAUGAAUAUGAACACCCUGAAUGCCAUGAACAGCUACAGAAUGACACAGCCUAUGAUGAACAGCAGUUACCAUAGUAACCCUGCAUACAUGAACCAGACAGCACAGUAUCCUAUGCAGAUGCAGAUGGGAAUGAUGGGGAGCCAGGCCUAUACCCAGCAGCCUAUGCAGCCAAAUCCUCAUGGAAACAUGAUGUACACUGGCCCCUCCCAUCACAGCUACAUGAAUGCUGCUGGGGUGCCCAAGCAGUCUCUCAAUGGACCAUACAUGAGAAGAUGAGCAAGAUGAACUUGCAUCCUAAAAACUGAAAUAUAUAUAAAUAAAGGAACCUUUUAUACUGACGAGCCAGAGAAAAUGGACCUUUUUUCAGUUAAAAUAUUGCUGUAGAUUUAGAGGGAUUUUCUUUGGUUUAUUUUAUUUUUUAGGAAGCCUGUUCUUUAUUUUUUGGAUUCUUUUUGUUUGUUUGUUUUGCGUUCUUGUUUUCUUCACAAUCCUGAAACAUUUUACAGCUAAAAUCAUUUACAGAUGUUUUUUAGCAGGGAAAACAUGCACAAAAUCUUUUCAUAAUUUAAAAAGAGCCUUACUUUGCUGACAAUGUGGACAGAAUAUGUGUAACAGUGAAGUCAUCUUUCUAAAUUUUUUUUUAAAUGUAUGUCCUUCUCCCUCCCCUGUGCCCCUCUGUAUGCAGUUUCUAGUGCUGCAGUCAUGUAAAAUGGUGGACAUGUCAAAGAAUAACAACCCUUCCCUCAAAACCCCACCUAGCAUUUCCUAAUUCUAGCAGGAGGCACUUACUGGGAGACUUGGAAGGGGACACAGAGGAUAAAUGAAGCUCUUUAUUUCUGCAAGUCAGGAAAAAUUUUUAAUCUUUAAUUUUUCCCUGACUCCCUCGCCCUCGGUAAAAUUUGGCGUUACGUGUAAACAAUAAGCUAUUCACAAUGGUGUGUUUGUAGAUGAGUUAAUUGAAAUUGUAUGUUUCAUGC
Molecule: messenger RNA, 4509 nt
Organism: Tauraco erythrolophus (red-crested turaco)
Lineage: Eukaryota; Metazoa; Chordata; Aves; Musophagiformes; Musophagidae
Source: RefSeq, a predicted model, not a curated record